Messenger RNA from Dendrobium catenatum, 2111 nucleotides. Its product is annotated as protein CELLULOSE SYNTHASE INTERACTIVE 3. Bases 165 to 1829 code for a protein of 554 amino acids. Gene Ontology annotation, molecular function: protein binding. Lineage: Eukaryota; Viridiplantae; Streptophyta; Magnoliopsida; Asparagales; Orchidaceae. The transcript has 2 exons. The record is from RefSeq and is a predicted model, not a curated record.
UAAAGUAGUGUUCCACUUCUUCCCUUCCAAAAGUCGUCCACUAUUCAGUCGCUUUCGAUGCUCUUACUUAUUCGCCGGAGAAGCUGGUGGCCGCCUAAACGCUCCGUAAGAUCUGCGGUUGAAGAUUCAUUGAAGCGAGGACUGCUACCACCGCAGCCGCCGACAUGGUCGAAGACCUGGAUGAGCGAUCCGCCGAGCACUGGCUCGCCCGCGCCCGCCUCCUUCUACCUUCGGCCCUGGCAAAAUCCCGUUCCGCGGCCUCCGGCGGCACGCGGGGCUUUGCCGGCCGGUGGAAAUCUAUUGCUUCCAAACUCGAACGCAUCCCUCCCUGCCUCUCCGACCUUUCAAGCCACCCAUUUUUUGCAAAGAACGCGCUUUGCCUUGAGCAGCUUCAGUCUGUGGCUACUACCCUAGCCGAAACCAUUGAAUUGGCUGAACGGGUCUCCGGAGGCGACCCAUCCGUCGGAAAGCUCCAGAUGCAGAGUGACCUCGAUGUUUUAUCCGGUAAGCUUGAGCUCAAUCUCGACGAUUGCCGGCUUCUCAUCAAAUCGGGAGUUCUCGGUGAAGUCGCCCUUCCCCCUUCGCCCGAGGGCACUUCUUCGGAAUCAAACAUUAGGGAAUUGCUCGCAAGGUUGCAAAUUGGGCACGCGGAGGCGAAGCACCGCGCGAUUGAUGGGUUACUCGAGGUGAUGCGAGAGGAUGAGAAAAGUGUGGUGGCCGCCCUAGGCCGUAGCAGCAUCACCGCCCUAGUCCAGCUUCUUUCCUCCACAUCAUCAAAGAUCAGGGAGAAGGCCGCAACCGUUGUGUGCUUCUUAGCAGAAUCUGGAAAUUGUGAGGGUCUGUUGGUCUCUGAAGCUGUCCUGCCACCGUUGGUAAGGCUGGUUGAAUCCGGUAGCCUUGUGGGAAGGGAAAAAGCAGUGAUAUCAUUGCAAAGGCUCUCAAUGUCUGUAGACACAGCUAGAGCCAUUGCUGGGGAUGGAGGCAUCCAACCAUUGAUUGAGGUAUGCCAAAUUGGGGAUUCAUUUACACAAUUGGCCGCCGCUGGCACUUUAAAGAACCUCUCUGCAGUGGUGGAAGUGCGUCAGAGUCUUGCUGAUGAAGGAGCUAUCAGAGUCAUGAUCAAUAUUCUCGACUGCGGUGCUGUUUUGGGUGCAAAAGAGUAUGCAGCUGAAUGCUUGCAGAAUUUGUCUUCUGGUUGUAAUAGCCUGAGGAAGUCAAUUGUAUCUGAGGGCGGAAUUCGCAGCCUCUUAGCCUAUCUUGAUGGCCCUCUACCACAGGAAUCGGCGGUUUCUGCGCUGAGAAAUCUUUUGGUUUCAGUCUCAAUGGAUAGCCUGCCCUCCCUCGGACUUCUGCCAAGACUAGUCCAUGUACUGAAGGAUGGAUCUCUGGGUGCGCAGCAGGCUGCAGCAUCUGCAAUUUGUAGGAUAUCUGGUACCUCUGAAAUGAAGAGAUUGAUUUGGGAGUAUGGAUGUGUUGCUUUUCUUAUAAAGUUGUUGGAGGCCAAGUCGAAUGGUGCAAGAGAGGUGGCUGCCCAGGCAAUUGCUACCCUGAUAAGCUAUGGGCCGAUUUGCCGAGAUGUAAAGAAGGAUGAGCAGAGCGUACCAAGCAUGGUUCAGUUGCUUGACCCAAGCCCAGCAAAUACAGCGAAGAAGUAUGCAGUAUCUUGCCUCUUGUCAUUGUCUUCCAGCAAGAAGUCCAAGAAGAUGAUGAUUUCUCAUGGUGCAAUUGGGUACCUUAAGAAGCUUAAAGAGUUGGAUGUGCCCGGUUCAAAGAAGCUGUUGGAGAGACUAGAGAAGGGGAUGCUGAGAAACUUAUUUAGCAAGAAAUAAGUGAAGGCUGAAAUUCUGAGUCUUCCAUAGUUUCACUGCCUCUAUGAAACAUUAAUUGGAUACUGAGAGCUGUGUUCUGAUCCUUGGCCAUGUUUGUGUAUGCUGAAUGUACAAUUGCCCUAUUAAAAUCUCAGAUGUUGUACCUCCUAGUUCUCUGUAAAUCUCUGAACUAUCUUGGCACUUCCCCAUUUCUCAAUCUCAUUUAGUCCAUUAAAAACUAGCUCCUUACUGAUCUUGUUGCUUUUUGUUCAUUCCAUUUUAUUUUAGCCCUUGUUUUCCUAA